GGGUUUCAUAAUAAAGUGUGGAAUCCCGUUAUGGAAACGAUGAAAUCGAUCUCGGACCCCGAGCGCCCGCUGAAGAGCUACGGCGCGGUGCAGAUGACCGAGUGGCGGAGGGACACACCCCAGCCAGAAGACUCCAUGACCCCAGAGCAGCUGGAGGCGGAGAUGGUGCGGGUGCAGCGCUUGCGGGAAGUACUGGUGCGUCGCGAGUCCGAACUGCGCUUCAUGAUGGAUGACAUUCACCUGUGCAAGGACAUCUUGGGCCUGAAGCAGGAGCUGAGGAAGAUUAUGGCAAUACCCGAGAAUGAGAAAUCCAAGACAGACAGGCAGAAAGAAGAGGAGUUAAUCCUUAAGAUCCACAAACUGGUCCAGAAACGGGAUUUUCUAGUGGAAGAUGCUGAGGUGGAGAGACUAAGAGAACAGGAGGAGGACAAGGAGAUGGCCGAAUUCCUCAGAGUUAACCUGAAGCCACUGGUGAAAAUCGCAGACAGACCUCCGAAUCCCAACACAACUGCACCAGAUCCUCCGGCCAACAAGUUCUCCAUUGCCAGAUCAGGAGCUGCCGUUAUUAAAGACUGCUGUGGGGCAACCCAGUGUGUCGUCAUGUGACCCUGCCGGUCCCCUCACCCCACCCCCCUCUCCUCGGUCCACCUCACCUGACUGCAUUCAACCCCCUAGCCAUCACUAUAAUUCAUUGCCCAUCCAAAUGAAAAUAGGAAAGAAAGGCCAGCAUACAGACAGUUUCAAAAGAGGAAUGUUGGGAGAUAUAGCUUUUAAAUUUUUGGACUUGUUUCUUGGAUGUUAUUUGUUCAAAUGUCAUGGUUGUCAUAUUGAGUUUAUAUAGGAGUAUGGGUCAGAAUGAGGAAAAUUGCAACAGGAAAAACCAGGGUCUUUCUGUGGUUUUCAUAAUGCCUCUUACUCAUCUAACUGACAUGAUGCAUGACAGCUGUUGCAGAGGACUGUGCAUUUUGCACUUUUUCACUCUCUGCAAGUCAUAAAAAGUACCAUUUCUGCCCAGUAACUUGAAAAUGGACCAAAUCCAUCUUGAACAUUCCUUGAAAUGAAUAUAUACACAUUCAUAUCUCAGAUCUGACAAUUGAACAAAAAAUUAUGUUGUAGAAUAUGUAUUGGUAGCAUAUUACCUUUUUGUAACAUUAGUCAGAAGUUGCUAGCAGACGUACAUGCCACCAGGAAGUAAUUCAGAGGUAUCACUGCAGUACUUUCAAAAGGAAAAUCAAAACAUGUUGUUUGCAUGUUAAAUUAUGAUGGGAUGUAGUAUUAAUACCAUGUCAUUGUAUAUAACCUCAUACUGAAAAAUAAACAUGAUGGAGUUGUCUCUCCGCAUUGAGAGGUGGAUGUGAUGAUGGUCUCUGGUU
Molecule: messenger RNA, 1373 nt
Organism: Scleropages formosus (Asian bonytongue)
Lineage: Eukaryota; Metazoa; Chordata; Actinopteri; Osteoglossiformes; Osteoglossidae
Exons: 6
Coding region: 31-606 (191 amino acids)
Biological process (GO): negative regulation of microtubule depolymerization
Cellular component (GO): microtubule cytoskeleton
Source: RefSeq, a predicted model, not a curated record